Lethenteron reissneri (Far Eastern brook lamprey) is the source of this 2424-nucleotide messenger RNA. RefSeq names its product rho-related GTP-binding protein RhoN-like. Gene Ontology annotation, biological process: small GTPase-mediated signal transduction. Gene Ontology annotation, molecular function: GTPase activity; GTP binding. The record is from RefSeq and is a predicted model, not a curated record. NCBI's taxonomy places the organism in Eukaryota, Metazoa, Chordata, Hyperoartia, Petromyzontiformes, Petromyzontidae.
AGCGAGCGUGGUUCAUGGAACGCGUCCGAGCGAGCGCGGCGCGACACGGGGUAUCCCAUGCGCUCUGGCAGCCCGAGUCACGAUGGACGGCCCGGCGAUGCGCUGCAAGGUCGUGGUGAUAGGAGACAGCCAGUGCGGCAAGACGGCCCUCUUGCACGUCUUCGCAAAGGACUGCUUCCCAGAGGGCUACAUCCCGACGGUGUUUGAGAACUACACGGCCAGCUUCGAAAUCGAGAAGCAGCGGAUCGAGCUCAACAUGUGGGACACGUCUGGGUCACCGUACUACGACAACGUCCGGCCGCUCGCCUACUCGGACUCUGACGUGGUCCUCAUCUGCUUCGACGUCGGUCGCCCCGAGACACUGGACAGCACCCUCAAGAAAUGGCAGGCGGAGUCGCAGGAGUUCUCCUCCAGCAAGGUGCUGCUCAUCGGCUGCAAGGCCGACCUGCGCGUCGACCUGCCCACCCUGCUCGAGCUCUCCAAGCAGCGCCGCAUCCCCGUCACGCAGGAGCAGGGGGCGGUGGUGGCGCACCAGCUCGGCGCGGCAGCCUACGUGGAGUGCUCGGCGAAGCUCUCGGAGAACAGCGUGCGCGACGUCUUCCACAUGGCCACGCUGGCCGCGCUCGGCCGCCUGCCCCGGCACCUGCUCAAACGCGGCCGUUCCCGGCUCGAGGCGUCCACCGCCGCCGCCGCCGCGUCCCAGACGCCGCGCGAGACUCCCGUGCCACAGCAGCUCGUGGCGCGCAAGGAGCGCGCCAAGAGCUGUGUGCUCAUGUGAAGGAGCGCCGCAAGGCCCCCGCGGGAUUGACGGAUCCGCGCGCCGGAGACUCGCGGGAUGCACCGCAAGACGUCGUGAAGGACCUUCCCUCCUCGCGUGGGCCGCGGUUUGAUGGAUUGAGGGUUCUCGGAACCCACCAGCCUGCCCUCCCCCCGCACGCACCGUGAGGUUCAGUCGCUUCACUGUAAGUGCCGUGGGGGGGGGGGGGGCGUUAAGAGCCAGAUGUUGCCGAUGGGGGUUCACGGAUAGCUAAACGCGUCGUGGUAAUGUGAACGAAAAUAUUUUGUAUUGCCGAGGUAUCCGUGUCUCUGUGCGUGUGUGCGGACCCGCGAUCUGACGAGAGGGCGCGAGUUCCAUCGCACGGGAGCUCCUGGCGAAGGAGGUUGCCCCUGCCGCCCCCGCUGACCCGCCCACGCGACGUUUAGUGUGCGAAGUGUUUGCAGCGGCGGUCAUUGCGAGCAAACUCGGAACUCGAGUUGUGAAGAUGGAGCUGCCGUCACGCGGCGAUCUCGUUCCACUUCUCGCGGCGAGAGAGGCGGUAUUUUAAGUCGGCAGCGUUGGUGUUCAACACAAAGAAGAGUUACGUGCAAUACAGACGCUUGGUGUGCUGUGGCUUACGCGUCACCCUACAAUCACCGCUCCAGUAACAAAAACUUAGAUCGACCGGCCGUUCCAAAGGUAUAGUUUGCCGAGACGAUUAAUUCACCUCAAAUCUAUCCAUCGUGUUAAAUGUGCCGCAAAUUUUGAAUGUGUUUUAUUUAACAGCUUCUUGCUGCUGCUGCUGCUGAUGCUGCUGCUGAAACAUAACUUCUAGUUAGCAUUGCUGUUCGUGCGUGUGUGUGGUCAUGCGCGUGAUAUUUAUAUGAGGAUAGCGUUAUUGUGACCGUGCAGUGAUGCGACAUGUAAAUCGGUCAGCCUCGUAAAUCGGUCAGCCUUGGCAAGACAGCACCGUUGUCACCAUUUUUUCUCUCGGUAAAUUACACUUCAACAAGGAAACCGCGAGCGUGUCAUCUCGCGAGUUAAUGAUGCUUUUCACGCGGUCUUGCGGACGACGCGCACAUUGAAAAUGUACGUGUCUCUUGAGUGUUGGUAUACCCCUUUCCGCGUCAGAUCCUGACGGCGCAUUUCCAUGACCACUGGGAAAUGGGGUGGCUCGGUUUGAAAACCAGGCUUGCGUUUUCCAGGGCGAUCCAACCAAUACCACUUUUUCCACUGGCACAUUCGAGCCAGGCAAGUGGGAGGUUUUCCAUCGGCUGCAGGAACUAAAUUAAACUAUUUUAUUUUACCAGGUAAGGCCCGCUGAGCCACAGAGCUCUUUCGUCAGAAGCGACCUGGCCACAAAUGAUAGCUCAACAAAGUGGCUCAUCAUCGUGUGGAAAGGUCGGGGUCAGCAAGGGGUGGUUAGUGGGGGAGGGCGGUUACUGUACCGAGUGCUCGGUCCGUGCCAGCUUCGUGUCUCAUCAAGUGAUGGUGGGUGGGACACGGAUCCCAGCGCAAUCCGGGGCCGUCCCUGCGCCGGUUGGUCAUGGAAAGGUGGCGUCGGUAAUUAUGUGGCGUGUCAGUUCUCGUGUCGUCUUCACCUGAUAUUUGGCGAGAAUCGGAUGAAGCAAAAUUACACUCAAAUAAAAAAAACCGCGUCAUUUGAG